GUUGGGUUUAUGAGGCUUCGGGGGGCGAGGUGUGUGCCCAAGGAUGGAGAGGAUGGUGUUUCGCCGGGGGAUGUGAGGCGGCCGGCGUUGUUGGAUGAGAAGUUCUCUGGGGUUUUGGAUGGAGUGGUUUCGGAGGUGGGGGAUUUGGACGUCAAGUCCGUGGAAGAGUCUCAGCCUGUGUGGCGGCUUGGGGAGGUCGCUCAGUCGAAGAAUGGCGGGACGUGGACUAUCUCGAAUGUUGCGGCGCCUGAGGCUGGUCCUGGUGCUGGAGAGCAGAUGGAGGCGAUUGCGCGGAAGAUACAGCUUAUUCUGGAGUCUACGGGUACGCAGACACCGGCUGAUAUUGUCUUUGCUACGGUUUUGAUUCGCUCGAUGGUUGAUUUCCCAUUGAUGAACGAUAUUUACAUUUCGCUUUUUAAGAAGCCGAACCCGCCUGCCAGAGCUACAGUGGCUUGUGGGGAUGGUCUCCCCGAGGGCGUGAAGAUAAUGGUCUCGUUGGUCGUUGAUUUGGGUCCCAGGGACCUGCGGCAGGGCCUUCAUGUUCAGUCCCGGUCAUACUGGGCCCCGGCUAAUAUUGGACCAUAUUCACAGGCUAUGUCUAUUCCGGUGCAAUUAGAGCGGCUGGUGUACAUUGCCGGUCAGAUACCUUUGGAACCGGCGUCGAUGGAUAUGGUCGUUGGCCCAGAGUCAUGGCUUGAGAGUUACUCUUUGCGAGCGGUGCUGUCUUUACAGCAUAUGUGGAGAAUUGGGGCAGCGAUGCAGGUUGACUGGUGGCUGGGGGCAGUUGCGUAUCUAACGGGAACAGACCAUAUUGGUACCAAAGCACAAAUAGCAUGGCGUCUGUGGGAGACGAUGCAUGCCCAGCAAAUCGAUUCAGACGAGUAUGACGAAGAGCCGGCGUUGGAUGCUUGGGACAUUAAGUAUGGAGGACGAGCUUAUGACCAGCCCACGCUAGAGGCAGCUGCUUUGCCUAACAUGUCUGUGGUGCAGUCGGACGUACUCGUUCCUCCAUUCUUUGCUGUCCAGAUUGCUGAGCUACCCCGGGGUAGCGAUAUCGAAUGGCAAGGUUUGGGUUACCGGUGCAAUGGUUUAAAAAUGGCCGCGGAAGAUUUGGAUGUUGGUCGCAAGAUCGACACCAUCACGGAUGGGGAUCUGCGAUAUACAGGAAUUGAGAUUGACAAAGAAUCCGGUACUGAACUGGAGUCGUGCCUGCAGCGCAUUCUUGGAAAAUACUCCACAGCGGGGGUUUCCCAUGCAGCUCUCUACACAACACAGCCGCUGUCUGAAAAGACUUGGUUGGGUCAGGUCGUGCCUUGCACAUCAGUAUGGGGCCAGAAAGGGCGGCAAUUGGUGGCAGGGAUUAUCCUACAGAACGCAUAACCCCACGGACGCGUGGAUCGAGUAGACAGAAUUACUACCGCUGCAUAUUGCGUGACAUAAGAACAAGGCUGAUGCCCACGUUCAACCAGAAGGCC
Messenger RNA from Aspergillus caelatus, 1475 nucleotides. RefSeq lists its product as uncharacterized. Gene Ontology annotation, biological process: protein histidyl modification to diphthamide. Gene Ontology annotation, molecular function: diphthine-ammonia ligase activity. Lineage: Eukaryota; Fungi; Ascomycota; Eurotiomycetes; Eurotiales; Aspergillaceae. The transcript has a single exon. The coding region runs from base 10 to 1380 and encodes 456 amino acids. The record is from RefSeq and is a predicted model, not a curated record.